AUGGCCAUGAACAAGUUUCGUCUUGCCCUGCUACAACUGGCGGUGACGCCCAACAUUUCGAGAAACCUCGAAAGAGCCAGUGAGCGAAUCAAAGAGGCGGCGUCUGCGGGAGCGAAGAUGGUCUGCCUUCCUGAAUUCUUCAGCUUUCCGUACGAGCCGAAGUACAUAACAAAGUACGCCGAGCCGAUUCCCGGAAAAACCAGCGAGAUGCUGUCAAGUUGGGCCAGUAAAAACCAGGUCUACCUCAUCGCCGGAACAAUGUCGGAGAGGGAAAAUGACAAAACCUACAGCACCUGCUUGGUCUACGGACCGGACGGUGCGCUGCUGGCCAAGCACCGCAAGGUACACUUCUACUCAACCAACGUCCCCAGCAAAGUCGUCUUCAGCGAGACGGGCUUCAUGGCACCGGGCGACAAAGUGUCCACCUUGGACACACCGUACUGCAAAGUGGGCAUCGCCGUAUGCUACGACAUCGCGUUUCCGACCUUUGCCGAGCUGUACGAGCGGCUCGGCUGCAAGUUGCUGGUGUAUCCGGGAGCGUUCAACAUGUACAACGGUCCGCUGUUCUGGGAGCUUUAUUCGAGGGCUAGGGCGACCGACAACCAGGUCUACGUGGCGUCCGUGUCGCCCUCGAGGGACGAAACGGCCUACUACGUCUUUUGGGGACACAGCAUGCUGGUAGAUCCCCUAGGUAAAGUGGUCCGGUCGGCUGGGGCUGGUGAAGAGAUUGUGCUUGCUGAUGUCGAGAUAGACUAUCUGGACUUAAUGAGGAACCAGAUGUCCCGCGUCAAACAUAGAAGGAACGACCUGUACGAGGUAGUCGUCCGCAGGGACGCGGAAACUAACGUCCAGGCUUAAGACGGACUGCGAUCUGCGAUAGCGACAGCGCAGUAACAUCUGCCAUCUACUAUACGGGAAGAAAUCCGGAGGGUUGUAGGUCGGGUGUUUUAUAUGUUUGGGCAUAAAAAUAUUUUGUUUGCGAAUGUUUUUUUUUUUUUUCGUUGUCUGUAGGCCUGCGAACUUUAGUUUGUUCACAUCGCUGUCGUUGUUGUUGUUUACCAACGUGCUUUGUUUUUGAUAUUGGUUUUAUAACCAAUGCCACAGUUCUAUUACCCAAGAAAUUAAAUUUGGUGAAACAGUAUUGGUAUAUUUAAGUUUUAUCGAGUACGAAGAUCUCCUCUGCACCCCAAUCGCUCCUUGCAUUGGUACAACAACGUGAUUGUAACUUUGCCUGACAUGAACAUCAUUUGUCUUGAAAGAGUGCAAAUAAAAGCUUUGAUCUGCCAAGCGUUACUCUUCUUGAA
Ixodes scapularis (black-legged tick) is the source of this 1304-nucleotide messenger RNA. RefSeq names its product omega-amidase NIT2-like. Gene Ontology annotation, molecular function: omega-amidase activity. Lineage: Eukaryota; Metazoa; Arthropoda; Arachnida; Ixodida; Ixodidae. Gene Ontology annotation, cellular component: mitochondrion. The transcript has a single exon. Gene Ontology annotation, biological process: oxaloacetate metabolic process; L-glutamine metabolic process. The record is from RefSeq and is a predicted model, not a curated record. The coding region runs from base 1 to 858 and encodes 285 amino acids.